AUGACUUCCCGCGCCCCCGCCGCCCGCAAGCCUGCCGCCGCCUCCCCCUCGGACCCCUCCACCACCGCCGCCUCGAGCGAGCCCUCAUCGCAGUCCCAGAAUCCACUGUCGAUCCUGCGCACGCUCACGUCGCGGUACAGCGAGAGCACGCCAUCGCGCACGAAGCUAAUCGAUGCGUUCCUCGUGUUCCUGGUUGCCGCGGGGGUGCUGCAGUUCGCGUACUGUCCGUUCAACGCCUUCCUCGCGGGCUUCUCGGCGACUGUGGGGCAGUUUGUUUUGACAGCUUCACUGCGAAUCCAGUCCAACCCCGCCAACAAGGCAGACUUUGCCGAAGUGUCGCCGGAGCGGUAUGAUCUCCCCUACCACCGCCACUGCUACGGCCACGACAGGAACGGCAAGAGGAGCGGAAGAAACGACAGUGCUGAUAAGGAUUACAGGGCCUUCGCCGACUUCGUCUUUGGCAGUGUGCUGCUGCACUUUUUCUGUAUCAACUUCAUCAAUUGA
Molecule: messenger RNA, 504 nt
Organism: Tricharina praecox
Lineage: Eukaryota; Fungi; Ascomycota; Pezizomycetes; Pezizales; Pyronemataceae
Product: DAD family-domain-containing protein
Exons: 3
Coding region: 1-504 (167 amino acids)
Biological process (GO): protein N-linked glycosylation
Cellular component (GO): oligosaccharyltransferase complex; membrane
Source: RefSeq, a predicted model, not a curated record